This is a messenger RNA of Cutaneotrichosporon cavernicola, 786 nucleotides long. RefSeq lists its product as uncharacterized. Lineage: Eukaryota; Fungi; Basidiomycota; Tremellomycetes; Trichosporonales; Trichosporonaceae. The record is from RefSeq and is a predicted model, not a curated record. The coding region runs from base 1 to 786 and encodes 261 amino acids. The transcript is spliced from 3 exons.
AUGAAGGCAUCACGCCAACCAACCUUUCAAGAGACGCUCGUCGUGCCAGAGACCGCAAACAGGAACCAUGUCGCCCUACACCCCGACUUUAACGAGAACGGCGAUGUCUUGAUCGUCUGCACCGAGGUCGAACAGCAGGUCGGGUUCCUCGUCAACGGCAGCAUGAUGCGUAUGGCAAGUCCAGUCCUCACCCAACUUCUGGGCCCAGCUGAACCCGGCCCCCCAAAGAUCCUUAGAGUCGACGACAGCGUACACGACAUGCACGCCUUCCUGCGCCUCCUCCGCUUCGCCGCCCCCUCAAAUGGCUACCCACCACCCUUCGACCCCAACAUUGCCCAAUACGCUGGCAUCCACCGCCUCGCCCAAAAGUACAAUGGGUGGUAUCCCCGCGCCGUCCUCGACUUCCACGUCGAACUGCACGCCGCCCAGAUCGUCGACGACCUCGGUCCGAACGCAAGCAAGGGGGACAUGUUCGCCCUCCUCCGUUUAGCCCACGACUUGCACUCGAGUUAUCUCUGGAGCCAAGUCUGCGACCGCCUGCGCUUCAAUAAGUGGUGGCAUGCGAUCCUGAAUCCGUGGCAGUUUAGCGAAGAAGACACAAUCGCCCUCGGUCCAAGUAUUCAUUCCAUCCUCUCUAUUCUGGCCAGCGUCAGCUCGAGGACCCGCCUAUACUCGAACCUCGAGGAACUUUGCGUCCUCUAUACCGACGAGGGAGAAGUCAGCGUUGCGGCUGCCGAGAGACCGGCUCCAGGAUCGUGCCCGUGCGGCGCGACGCGCUACGCAUAA